AUGGAGAAUCAAAAUGAGGACUUAUCGGACUUGGAAAAUGAGAGAGUGAACAAAUGUUUAGAAGGGAUUAGUGAACUCAAAGAAAAAGUAAACGCGGGCUUAAAACUGUGAGUGUUUUCGAAUAAAAAAGGCCCUGGAUUUUUUUUUGAUUUUUCAGAGUUUAUGAAGAUUUACGUCCUUUAGACCCAGAGGAUAUGAGAAAAUUGUUACUACGAAAAAAUGGAAGUAUAAGAUACGGUUCCACCUUUCCGGAAUAUUAUAAGAAGCUUUGGUCGAUUGAUUUGGAUGUGAUGUAUCAACAAUUUUCAGAGUUUAUUGAGAAUGUAAUGGAUGAACUGAUUGAAACUGAUGGUACACCCUUGCCUAGCUUGGUAUGUGAUGAUCAAAAUGAUCCGAUGAUUGUUCUAAGACAGCCAGAAAAUUGUCGAGGAAUUGAUGAUGCACCACAAAAUGGUGACAGAAUUAUUGAAGUAAGAGAUGUGAGUUUUUGGGGUGCAGCUGUGUUUUAUUAUAUCGUUUGCAUUGCUCAUAUUAGCCCUUUGCACCACCGACGUUUUGGUAAUAUAAAAUUCAAAUUUUUCAGAAAGUUGUCAUUUCUGAUUCUAAUGGAACAAUCAAAAGUGUAUCUGAAGAAUCAUCUUCAACAAUUCCACAAUCUCGUUUCGGAAUCGAUUGGGCGAAAUGGUUUCCACCUCUAACAUUCCACACAUUUUUAUCGCAUUAUUUGCCAUUUUCUGGUGCUGUAUCACAUACACUUUAUACAAUUCAUCUUUUUAGUCCAAAUAUUAUCUCGAGGUUAGUUUUUGAAGGGAGUGCUUAUUUUCAUUGUUUUAUUGCAGUUUGUUCCCAACCGGUGAUCUUGCUGUCAGUAAUACGAUUCUGUUCAAUGCAAAUGUGGGACUCGGUUUCUACGUGUAUUUUAGAAGAAAUUUGAAUCGUGUCAAUAAAUGGGAAAGAAUCGAAUUCAGUGUUUUGACAUCGACUCUUUUCAAUUUCAUAAGUUUGCCUGCCGCUGUUUUGAUCAAAGCCAUUUUUCCGUCAAAGUGAGUUUUAUAUUUUGAAAUUCGAAAAUGAGAAAAACAGUUUUUAAAACGAACAUAAUUUUAGAUCACAAACAUGGCUCAAAACAUUGUUUGCAACAUCCUUCAGUGUCUAUCUUUUAUCAAGAGCUUAUCGUUUAUUGAGGCUUUUGGAUGAUGAAAGUUCAAGAUCUUCCGUCUCGCCAGUCAGCCUUUCUUUACCAAAUUUUUAA
This is a messenger RNA of Caenorhabditis angaria, 1252 nucleotides long. Lineage: Eukaryota; Metazoa; Nematoda; Chromadorea; Rhabditida; Rhabditidae. The record is from the annotation of a GenBank genome assembly.